Messenger RNA from Capsicum annuum, 696 nucleotides. RefSeq lists its product as uncharacterized. NCBI's taxonomy places the organism in Eukaryota, Viridiplantae, Streptophyta, Magnoliopsida, Solanales, Solanaceae. Bases 1 to 696 code for a protein of 231 amino acids. The transcript has a single exon. The record is from RefSeq and is a predicted model, not a curated record.
AUGUGGGAUAGGGCUGCCAACUACAUCACGAAGACUGCUAGAGAAGUGUUGGGUGUUUUGAGAGGUCAGCCAGGUCGUCAUAAGGGGUACUGGUGGUGGAAUAAAGAAGUAAAGAGUAAAGUGGAGACCAAGAAGGAGACGUAUGUUAGGUUGAUUGAGAGUAAAGACAAAGAGGAGAAACGGCUGAAUAUGGAGGCUUACAAAGUAUCUAGGAAGGAGGCAAAGUUAGCAAUUACGGCUGCUAAGUCAGCAGUGUUUGAGAGCUUAUAUGAGGGUUUAGAAGAGAAAGGCGGGAAAAAGAGGUUGUAUAGGCUGGCUAAGGAUAGAGAGUGGAAGGGUUGUGACCUCGACCAAGUAAAGUACAUUAAGGGAGAGGAUGGUAGUGUUUUAGAGGAGGAUGCUCAUAUUAAGAAGAGAUGGCAGAAGUGCUUUCAUAUCCUUUUAAACAAGGAAGGGGACAGAGGUAUUGAGUUAGGGGAGUUGGAGCACUUAGAGGAGAGUCGCGAUUUCUGUUACUGUAGGAAUUUUAAGGUUGAAGAGGUAAGGGAGGUUAUUCGUGGGACACGGAGGAGUAGGGCGAUGGGGCCUGACGAGAUCCCGGUGAACUUUUGGAAGUAUACAGGUGAGGUUGGUUUAAGGUGGUUGAUUGAUUUGUUUAACAGUAUUUUCAAGACUACGAGAAUGCCUGAGGCUUGA